AUGAAGUCAGGGACAGGUUUUGCAGGGAUCAAUUCCGCCAAAUUGACUUUCAUCAACCAAUGCAACUACACGGUGUGGCCAGCAUUAUUAAGCCGUAAUGUCAAUCUUUCAACUACCGGGUUUGUUUUGCCAAGGGGCGAAAAUUCAACUGUCAACGUACCGCUCAAUUGGCAGGCGGGUCGAAUCUGGGGUCGCACACUCUGCACUACCGACUCAGUUACCGGAAAUUUCUCUUGUGUUACCGGCAACUGCAACUCUGGCAAGAUAGAAUGUAACGGACAAGGAAGCUCACCACCGGUCACGCUGGUGGAGUUCGGCUUAGGCAUCAACGAGCUUGACUUUUAUGACGUGAGUUUGGUGGACGGGUUCAACGUGCCGGUGAUUGUUGUUCCCAUCAGCGGUUCUGGCGUCAACUGCGAGAGCACAGGGUGCGUGGUGGAUUUGAACGCAGUGUGUCCGACGGAGCUGAAGGUGACGAGAAAUGAGCAAGUGGUGGCAUGUCAGAACCCUUGCGCUGCGUUCCAACAAGCCUAUUUUUGUUGCGUUGGAAGCCCUUCCUCUUGCGAACCAAGUGUGUAUUCCAAAAUAUUCAAGACGGCAUGCCCGCAAGCCUACAGCUAUGGAUAUGACGACAAAACCAGCACGUUCACCUGUUCGACUCCCGCAAACUACAAUAUUGUCUUCUGUCCUACAUCUACCAAUGCCAGUCGAAGGGUUGGUGACUCACUCAUUGCUGGUAACGAGACAUCUAAGUGGCUUUCCCCUUCAGGUGAAUUUGCAUUUGGUUUCUACCAACUUCCUAAUGAGCUUUUCUUAUUGGCUAUAUGCUACAACCAGAUACCAAAUAGGACCAUCAUUUGGUAUGCAAAUGGAGACAACCUUGCUCCUGUAGGAUCAAAGUUAGAACUAAAUGAUUCUCGUGGACUCGUACUCAAAACCCCUCAAGAUCAAAAUUUUGUGUCAUUAUGGGAGACUUUCACUCAUCCAAGUGACACAUUGGUACCUACUCAAGUAAUGGAAUUAGGUGGACAACUCUCUUGUCGACAAGGAGAGUUGAACUUCUCAAGUGGAAGGUUCAAACUUCAUCUACAAGAGGAUGGGAAUCUUGUGUUUAAGCUUAUAAAUUUGCUUAACAACUAUAGUGUCGAGCCUUACUUUGAUAGUGGCACUGCUGAUGCAAAGAACCAAACAAAUGUUGGCAUGAAAUUUGUUUUUGAUAAAUCAGGCUUCUUGUACAUAUUGAAGAAAAAUGGGGAAAAGUUUCAAGUCAGUAAAUUGAACAACUCGAUCUCUUCUAAUGAUGUAUACUACAAAGCAACAAUCAAUUAUGAUGGAGUUUUGACUGUAUCGCAUUACCCCAAAGAUCCAAAAAAAGAACAAAGUGGGUCACUUUACAGACAAUACCAGAAAAUAUUUGUCUAG
Molecule: messenger RNA, 1422 nt
Organism: Sphenostylis stenocarpa
Lineage: Eukaryota; Viridiplantae; Streptophyta; Magnoliopsida; Fabales; Fabaceae
Source: the annotation of a GenBank genome assembly